Molecule: messenger RNA, 739 nt
Organism: Dipodomys spectabilis (banner-tailed kangaroo rat)
Lineage: Eukaryota; Metazoa; Chordata; Mammalia; Rodentia; Heteromyidae
Product: transmembrane emp24 domain-containing protein 11
Exons: 5
Coding region: 36-683 (215 amino acids)
Biological process (GO): intracellular protein transport; endoplasmic reticulum to Golgi vesicle-mediated transport; Golgi organization
Cellular component (GO): endoplasmic reticulum; Golgi apparatus; endoplasmic reticulum-Golgi intermediate compartment
Source: RefSeq, a predicted model, not a curated record
AGAAAGUGCCACUGCGAGGGACUAAAGCAGCAGAAAUGCAAAUGCUAGCACUUCUUUUAUGUUUUAUGUUUUCACUUUCAGCUGCCUUUUACUUCCAUGUAGGGGAACGAGAGGAGAAAUGUAUAAUAGAAGAUAUUCCAAGUGACACAUGGAUAACAGGAACAUUCAAGGUUCAGCAAUGGGACAUAGGCAGACAGAAUUUCCUUGACUCUGCUCCUGGUUUGGGGAUGUUUGUGACUAUUACAACUUACAACGAUGAGGUAUUAUUAUCAAAGUUAUUUGGUGCACAAGGGACAUUCUACUUUACUUCACAUUCACCUGGUGAACACAUCAUUUGCUUAGAAUCUAAUUCUACACAGCUUGUAUCCUUUGGAGGGAGUAAGCUGCGUAUCCACUUAGAUAUUCGAGUUGGAGAACAUGACCUUGAUGCAGCAAUUGCUCAGGCAAAGGACAAAGUUAAUAAAGUUACUUUCAAGCUUGAACAUCUAAUUGAACAAAUUGAGCAAAUACUCAAAGAACAAAACUAUCAAAGGGCUCGUGAGGAAAGUUUUCGAAUGACCAGUGAAGAUACAAAUAAUAAUGUUUUAUGGUGGGCUUUUACACAAAUAUUAAUCUUUAUCGCAGUUGGAAUUUUUCAAAUGAAACACCUUAAAAACUUCUUCAUAGCUAAGAAGCUUGUUUAAAAUGUUUCUGAUAAAAGCAAAUAAUCUGCAUAAAUUAUUCUUGUGAAUGAAGUAUU